Messenger RNA from Strongyloides ratti, 1059 nucleotides. RefSeq lists its product as hypothetical. The transcript has a single exon. Bases 1 to 1059 code for a protein of 352 amino acids. Lineage: Eukaryota; Metazoa; Nematoda; Chromadorea; Rhabditida; Strongyloididae. The record is from RefSeq and is a predicted model, not a curated record.
AUGGAACGUGAUGAGGCUUUGAAACUUAUCAAUCAUCACUAUCGUUUAUUAACACAAAUAAAACCAAAAAUUGAUACAUCACCUCCUGUAUCAUUUUAUGCAAGUCCAAAAAGUAUUCAUUAUGUUCCAUUUUCUUUAAGAAAGUCUAUGAGUUUGGGUGAGUUAAGGAGAAACAAUAAAUCAACGACUGGAAAAAAAUUAAUUGUAAAUAAUAAAAGUGGAAAAGAUGCAUUAGAAAAUUUUGUAUUAACUAAUAAUAUUCCUAAGACAACCAUUGAAUAUCAAUUAAAUUCAUUUAAUAUUAAUGCUAGAAGAAGUUUUCUUGAAAAAGAAGCUCAAAUAUUAUCUAAUAGAAAUAAAUUUAUUAAAAAUUUAGAUUUAAAAAUUAAUAAUGAUAAUUAUUAUUAUAAAAAUAAAUUACCUAUUCCAAUUAAUGGAAUAGUUGAUAAUUCAAGUUACCAUAAUAAAGAUAUACAACCUGAAAAAGGAAUGACAAGAAAAAAUCAGGUAGAUAAAAUCAAAUUAGGAAGAAAUCAAUAUCUAAAAUUUAAAGAUGAUUGUCUAGAAUCUAUUUUAGAAAAAAAUGUUUUUUCAGACAGAAUGAUAAAAGAAUCUAUUUAUCAAGAGAUGGAUAAAAACAUUGGAAAAAUUUCAAUGAAUGAUAUGGAAAGUGUUUUUUUAGAAUUAUGUGAAGAACUUGGAGUACCAACUAAUGGAAAAAUGGAUAUGAAUAUUCAAGAGAAAAGUUAUUCUUUAAAAAAAAGUUCAUCCUCAUUUAGUAGUCUAUCAUCUACUUCAAGAAGUAUUUCCUCAAAAAAAUCUUCAUCAAAAGAAAAAAAACAACAUUCAUUAGACAAAGAAGGUACAAAUGAGACAGUAGAGAGUAGUUCAAUAUCAUCUAUUAAAAGUAAUUCUAAUUAUUCAUCCAUUUCAUCUACUACGAAUGGUAUUAAAAGUGGCACAAAAACAUCAUCAACUUCCUCAAAUUUAUCAAGUCUUUCAAGUUCCUCUUCAACAAACAGCUCUUCCUCAUCUAGAAGUUCUUCAUCUUUCAAUUAA